Messenger RNA from Asparagus officinalis (garden asparagus), 1662 nucleotides. Its product is annotated as transcription factor UNE12-like. The record is from RefSeq and is a predicted model, not a curated record. The coding region runs from base 107 to 985 and encodes 292 amino acids. The transcript is spliced from 7 exons. Gene Ontology annotation, molecular function: protein dimerization activity; RNA polymerase II cis-regulatory region sequence-specific DNA binding; DNA-binding transcription factor activity, RNA polymerase II-specific. Gene Ontology annotation, biological process: regulation of transcription by RNA polymerase II. Lineage: Eukaryota; Viridiplantae; Streptophyta; Magnoliopsida; Asparagales; Asparagaceae. Gene Ontology annotation, cellular component: nucleus.
AAAAACCACGCCCAAAAAAGAAGAGGUGGGGAAAAAGAAAUAAAAAAGCCCGGGACAACCCGUAGCUCUCAAUUCCCAAAUACUAAAACUCGUCUCCGCCCCUCUCAUGGCGAAUCCUCCGCCUGAUGGAAUUCACGACGACUUCUUCGAACAAAUCUUCUCCAUGCCGGCAUCCUACGCCACUGCAAGGGACGGCGGGGCCCUCGGCUACGGCGAUUCCUCCGCCUCCUCUGGGUUCUCCCUGGGUCUCAGCUUAGACAAUCACCAAAAUCAGCAGCAGGGACAGCUAGAGGACGGCGGUAAGCGUAUCCUCAACGACGAUGACCAGCACUCCGAUGGGAGGGAGCCCCCGGUGCAGCUGGCGAGCUUGUUCCCGCCCUUUGGACACAGCCCAGUUUCUCAAGGACGGCCUAACCCUCCUCCUUUCCAAGUUCUAGCAACUCAUGGCACAGUGAACGCAGCUCCACAUCAUCCAGCUCCACGGCCGAGAGUUCGGGCAAGGAGAGGCCAGGCCACCGACCCUCAUAGUAUCGCAGAGCGACUACGGAGAGAGAGGAUAGCAGAAAGGAUUAGGGCAUUGCAGGAGCUAGUACCGACCACAAACAAGACAGACAGAGCACUCAUGCUUGAUGAAAUUGUAGAUUAUGUAAAAUUCUUGCGACUCCAAGUCAAGGUUCUAAGCAUGAGCAGAUUAGGUGGUGCUGGUGCUGUUGCGCAGCUGGUAGCUGACAUCCCCAUGUCCUCAGUUCAGGUUGGAGAAGCGAGCGAGGCAAAGACCACGCCCCAGGUAUGGGAGAAGUGGUCAACUGAUGGCACAGAACGUCAAGUAGCAGAACUCAUGGAAGAGGAUAUCGGCGCUGCGAUGCGAUUCCUCCAGUCCCAAGCCCUUUGUAUUAUGCCAAUCUCCCUCGCUGCUGCAAUCUACCACACGCAACCGCGGCCUGAAGCCUCAUCAGUCAAGCCCGAGCCCAGCAACCCUUCAUAGACUCUGGAACCUCCAUCCAGCUGAUGAAAAUUUUGAGAAAGAUCCCCUCGCCUUUUGCUUUCCCUUUCUUUUUUGUGAAAGGCGGUGGUGGUGAUAGCAACAACAUUCCAAGGAAAAGAAUCCGCUGAUGUAUUACUCGCUUUUUGGGAGGGAAGGUGAGGGCUGAGAAAGGUCGUUGCCCGCCCUUUUAUUUUGCUUUUCGGGGGGUUAUAGUGCACUAAAGGAGGAUCACGCUUCAGUGGUGGGGAGCCCUUUUGCUUUUGCUAGUGGAAUUUGGGCCCAAGUAAAAGUCUAGGAUGCGUGUAGGUAGUAGUCUCAUGUUUUGUCUUUCGAUCGAUAGAAAUGGUCAGAAGGCUAAAGUGGUUGCUUAUGAUGGUGAUGGUGAUUGUGGAGAUAAUAAUCUUAGGCGAUGGUGGUGGGGGCGGUAGUCCUCUUUGUUGUUCAUAUUAGUGAUGAUGGUAUUGGAGGGCUGAGUCGAAGAAAGGUAGAAUCAUAUGCGCCAUAGCCUGCUUGAUAGUGGCGAAGGUUGUUUCUAUUUUUCUUUUUUGGUUUCCUACAGGUCGUUCCUUAUGUAGACAGAGACCUGAGCUAAAUGUGCAGCGCCUUUCCUGCUGUUAAUGUUUUCGCUUCGUGUUUUAUAUGUAAAUCUGGUCGGUCGGCUUGAUGCGUUUCAAUAA